Molecule: messenger RNA, 22021 nt
Organism: Spirometra erinaceieuropaei
Lineage: Eukaryota; Metazoa; Platyhelminthes; Cestoda; Diphyllobothriidea; Diphyllobothriidae
Source: the annotation of a GenBank genome assembly
AUGGGAACUCUCUAUAACUUUGAGGAUUCCGGUGCCGCCUGGACGUUCGCAGAUACUCUUUUUCACAGCGAAUCGUCGGUGCCUGGAACGGGCUUCCCGAGUACGUGAUAAUGACGGAUUCCAUGGAGACAUUUAAGCAAAGACCAGAUAUAUUUGCUUGAAAAGUGCCGCUUAUCUAGACAGAACAGUUCUGUUGUACCAAACCAAAGACUUGCAUACACCUACUGCUAAUGCGGGUGAUUGUCAUUUCAUUUUACCGUUAUCACAUAGAACUGAGUGUUCCCGAGUCUAGGUCCUGCAUUUUCAAAGACAAUAUUCUGCAAAAUGUAUAUAUUACUGACAACAUUUGAGUACCAUAUUUAUUUAAGGUCAUGUACCGUUUUCAGCAGGGUUUUUGAAGGCAUUGCCUAUUAACUUUAAAAUAUACUGACCUAGUGAACUAAUCCGCAAUCAUAUACGGUGAUUAUUGUUUUGUCAGGCUCCUUGACAGUGAUACUUGCUGUACGUGACUUGAAAUUGUUGUCGCGUCUACAGCGGUUUUGGUGUGUAACUGACUACUUUAAGUCAAUUUGCUAAGUGAAUAAGGCUUUCCCUUGAGCUCCCUAUUCAUGUCGAUAAUCAAUUGUUAUAUCAGCAAAUCUGGAAAUUCAAAAGUUAAGAAAAAUGAUGUGCGAGUGGUGAAAAAACUGCAGUUCAGAAUUUAAAAAUGACUGGAUCAAUGUUAAAGGAGAAAAAAACCGUCGCUCACAUUAACUCAAAAAUGCGGGCAGGACUGGUCUGCAUGUGGCGGUAUAUAACGGAUUAUAAUCGGACAUCAUCAAGGCUGAAACAAAUGUCAGCUUUGAGGGGUGAGUAUGUUGGUUAGACAGAGUUGAUCUGCAUGUGGUAUUGUAUACGAGACUCAGAACGGACAUCAUCAGGGCAGAAUUGCUACGCCGGAUGAGACUAUUCGCGGAAAAGUUGCCAGACGAGAGAUCCAUUCAUUGAGAGGAAUGGGCGUAAGCCAUUGUGUACCUAAUUUGUAACGUAAAAGUUUGGGCGGUGUACUGAGUAAUCAUGUGGGCUGAAAUAAUUAAAAUGGGCCAGUAGCUGUAUGACAGCUUAGGGCGUGAGUCUCAAUGGUGCAGUUCGAUCUCUCAUCGCUCUUGUCGAUUUCGGAGCAUUAAUAUAAUUCAGUAUAUAUGAGGGAUAUACCCUUGGAAAACCCUAUUUACAGAUAGACGUAGGAAAAAACAUGCAGAUACAAUAACAAUAACAUAACAAUUAUUCCAGUCACUCAUAUCGUGUAAAUGUUUGACCAUCAAACAUAAAUGUAUCUACUCAUCUAUUGAAGGUCUCAACUUUCAGGUUCUUUUGGAGGUUUUCAUAGAAAGUGAAAUCACUAGAUCUGUGCUUAAUGUAUUCCAUGGUUUUCCAACUCUGACAUAGAAGGAAGACUUUCGCACAUGCAGUCUUGCUUGAAGAAUGCACAUCUUUUAUGUGGACCUCGGAGGUUGGUCGUUGAAGCAAAGUGAAAAAGUCUUCAAAAACGAAACUGCCGUCCAACCCUUCGCAAUACGGAAUGCUCGUUAGAUAUCCCCGCGCAGUUGCCUAUAAUUCAAAGAAAGGAGGUCUAUAUUUAUUAGGUGGGCUGUAUAACGAAAGGAGAUCUGACCACUGACAAUUUUCUAUGCGUUUUAUCUGCAGUCCAUCGUCAACGACAGGACACUGAGUCACGCUUAAUACACUUAUUUGAUCAACAAACAUUGCUGCCGCCCAUUCCAUAUCUUUUGCACAGUCGUCCACGUAUAUUAGGGACAGAAGGGAUCCCAGUAUAGAAUCUCGACCACCGCAGAGUCCGAUACCACUUGAUUGAUACACCAGAGGCUGAAGAGUAAUUAUGAAGAAAUUUCGGCAAAGAGUAAAAAAACUUUGACGAAAAUUAGGCAGCUAGAUUAUCUAUCGUGUACAAAGUAAUCGAUUAAUUAGAAUAAUUGUUAACGGUGUUUCACUAGGCUUAAAUUCGAACGGGUAUUGCAAAACAGAAAAGAGGCCCAGCUGUCAUUUGUGAGUGCUUACUGCGCCCAACUAAGUAUAGCCUUUCCUUCGUAUUACAUUUUAACUGCUACAUCCUCGUGUUAUUCGCAGUAGCCCGACUUCGUAUUUUUGUGAAUUUAGUCUUGUCAGGGUUAAUUACCUGCAAAGAUGCUUAAUAUUUAGAUAUAAUAACUGUAAGAUAACUGCACCAGAUGUUAGUUCACGAAAUAACUUACGGGAAAUAAUUAUAAACCGUUGAACAGAGACUUCCACUGGAGGUAGUCUGGUCAUGAAUCAUUGACAUUUUGGUGGUCAAACGUAAAUGGUGUGCGAGGUCGUCCAUUGUUAUAACAACGACAAACAUGUCAAAACUAUCCUAGUCGUCUUUCUCGAAUAGCCUAGGAUAUCUUCGUGAAGUCAUAGUAAUUUCGAGCUGCCAUACGGAACCGAUUCAGUUCGCAUCACUCGAAAGAUUGUUCCCAGACAGCAAUCACCAAAGACCUCUCAUUUUGCUCACCUCCCACACGCACAACCCAGCAUUUGCAACCAUACAGGAAGACUGGCUAGGUGGUUGUUCCCUGAACGAGGAUCAUUUUGGCAAUGGGUAUACCACCUAGGGCCCGUGGACGCUUUCUAAGGGUUUUAAAAGCCCGGUAACCGCCGUCCAUUAGGGAGGCAUUGUCGUCUUUUCUCUGCCCAUUGGGCAGCAGCCUCGCCUUGAGGUAUUUGAAACAGUUUUUUUCAUAAAGUGACGGCUACCAAUUCCGGGAGAUUCCUCAUCUUGGCCAGAGAUGCGUCUCGAAAAUACUUUGGUCUCACAAGGUUUAAUGGAUAAGCCGAUUGAUUUAUCUUUCCAACUUAUAUUUCAACAAGGCGCUAUCGCCUGUCUAGUGGAGAUUGGUUAGUUGGCGGUCUAUGGCAAACUCAACACCGUCAAAACUGCGUAUGGCCAUUCUAAAAAUCAAGCUAAUGGUGUAGUAAAGCAUGGUUAGCGACAGGAUACAAGCGUUUGAACACCGCAUCGAAUAUCGAGCACUUGGGAGGGAUUGUUGUGGACGAGAAACCGCGAAAAAGUGGAGCAGUAGUAGCCUCUGGUCGUAAGGCUGAUUUUUGCGGACAUGGCGCCUGAUGCCUUUAUCCGCCACAAGAGUUAACGAUGGGUAGAAACGAACGCCGCAGCAAAGUCACCAAGGUCGGCCAUGGGUUGCUGGUAGUCGUGGCAGAAUUCAAGACGGCGCCGCAGUGUGAAUAUCUGGUCGGCAAUUCAACGCCUAACUCGGAACCCAGUUCCGUUGGAUCUUGUUUUAUUGUCACGAACACUGAAAUCUCCCGAGAAUGAUCCACAAAGUUCCAUGAAGCGACUUCGAUGAGGCCUAUGUUGCGAUGCUUUUGGUACUUUUUUAUUUCCCUUAUCGAUAAGAAGCGUAAGGGCAUCCAAGCCGCGAUAAUUCAGAAAGGAGCUCAUCUCCUUGCACUUGCCUAGUCGCCGCAUAGAGCCAUGGUACCGUAGUAUCGACGGAAAACCUGUAGAUUUCAGUGGGAAAACCAUCUUCCUUGGACGCCCUGUACCCUCAAUAUGCAUAGACAAUUUCUCCCUAAAGAAGACCGCAUGACUGCAGAGGCUGGUAAUGGGUACAACUCUGCUGCAUAAGAGAACAAGGGGUGACGCUUCGGUAGUCGAAGUUGAGAACGUGCUUAGUUUGCUCAAACUUGCACUAAAUGUUUUCUAAAUCAAUAGAGAUAAAGCUGCCAUUCAUAUUACGAACAGUCACUCGCUGCGGAAGGCCUGCCACCAACUUGGUGGAUAAGCUGGCAGAGUUUUCGUGCGUUGCCCACGUUCAAGACCUGCUCCAUUGAGGUCGUCAUUUCAGCCCAAUACUGUCAUCUCUAGCCGACAUUUCCGUCAUUUUCCGAAAUCCACUAAGGAGAUCACCGUUGUGUGGCCCUGUUAGAGCCGUCUGGGCAGACAAAUGCUUGCUUAUUCCGCCGAGCUAAGAAUUUUGCCAUUCGCCGCAUAGACCGAUCACUUCACUUUCUACUACGUUCUCCUUCGACUCGUGUCGUAAAACGAAACCAGAUUUCUGUGCUCAGGACCUCGAAUAUGUUGGUUUGCCUAGUUUUUUGUCAUCAAGGCGUCGUGCACUUGACGUUAUGGGUGCGGAUAAAAAAGAGCUUUCGGGUUUGUGCGGACAAGAAUAUAGUUAUACUCAUUGGUGUUUGCCUGUUUCUGCAUCCAUACACCAUCAUGAACUAAGGUGCUGGACCCUUAAGGAACCGGGAUGUAGUUAAUAUGACUGCCUUUGCGACCCUCCUUUGAAUGCUAAACCGGCCGAUGUUGGCGGCGGUGCUGUAAGCAUGUGUUGUUGAGAAGCAGUCUGUUAUGGUAACGAAAUUCGAAAUUUUCAAACCAUUGUUGUAUUGAGAUCUAAAGCCAAAGUGAUCAAUAAGAUGACGGUUUGAAGUCAUCGGGUCCGGCCUGGCUUUUCUAAUCCCCCAGCAUCGAUCAUUAGAUCACGACGAGAAAGCCUUUCAGAUAACUAUUGCAGCUGAGGGUAGGUUUCUUUAUCACACUGGUUGACAGCUGAGGUUGAUGAGUGCACGGAGCCGACAGUGAUGUUCGUAGAGUGGACCUGUAGUCGCGCGCAAGUCAGCCAGUCAUUGACUGGCUCCCAUGAAAGCAUUACAUGGUUCACUUGUUGCGAGAGACCAAUCGUCACACUGUGUACCGGCGUCUGUGGGCCACUGUGGUAUAGGAUGAUGUUGGAAUUUAUCCCCGGGAUCUUUAUUUACCAAGCACCCGUGUCAAGGGUUCGGAUCUCAGCUAAGGACUGCACGCCGGCAGUCUUUUUUUAUUUGUGCCCAAUAAAGUUUGCAUAUUACAUCAUCAAAUACCAAAAGACUAUUCCCGAUUGAGCAAUCCAGCUGCCACGCUUCGUUUGCACUAGAUCGGAGUUGUGGAGUGCGUCGGUUGCCGCAGACGCCCUAGAAUAGAUCGCAAUACUUGAAUUGGACAUCUUCAUGAGGUUUCUUACGAAUCCUGUGAAUAAGCAAGUCCUUAACGGCCGCUUAAAUCCUUUGUGCGCUGUCGUUCCCUUUAGUGCUUUGGCUCAAGAAUCUAACAAGGCAGUGGUGACAAGGAGACUUAUCUAACUGCAGUUCACGCUCUUCAUAUCACAGUACCUUUACCGGACUUUGUGGUAUUUAAUAAGACAGUUAACGUGCUCGACUACAACCCUGCCCUCUGUGGUAACACUGCCGUUUCUGAUCUGCGACUGCAUAUUCUCCAAACCAGAGAAUCUGCUUAUUUCGCAGCCAAACUUCGCUAGAACCGUUCCACUGUCCGUCACCUGUGGACGCGUUGGGGAGCCAGCAGCCGGACAAACGAACAUCAAACCCUCACUUGUAUGCAUAUCAUCUUUAAAUCUCAGAUUUUUCCUCAGCAUGGUUUCCCGCCACCCGUUAUGGGCCAUCAUCUCCGUAGUAGGCAACGAAGACGUUUUGGGAGAACUAUGUCGCCUUAGUUGUGGCGCAUGACUUUCACCUUCCUCCCAUCAAUUGCCCUGAGGCCUUGAUACGACCAAAGCCUUGCUACUUCCCGUCAGCAAUGGGCUCCAAAACAUUAAUAAAGAACUGAGAAAUUUUCAGGCACAACGGCAUCUGCAAGACUGCAGAUUGCGGGAUGCUCUGUUGGAACGCUACGCACCCGACAGUUCGUUUGGAGUAGUCGACGGACUCUGGUUAUUGGGUCUCAGAUAAAACACUGUGCUAUUACUAUUACUGAUUGCACUUAACAGGCUGAAAUGCGUGUCCAAAUGGUAGAUCGGCGGACCCGUGAUAACCUCCAUUUUAUUUUUAUCGCCAUCGGCCUGCCUUUAGGAACUUUGGACCAGAGUUCCAAUGCAAAGUGACAUCGUCUCUUUUCCUUUCAACAACCAGAGUAGAUCAGCGAGCGUCACUUCAGCGAUCUUGUCGGACAGUUCUAUCACCUUCGCUUGAGCACCUUAUGAUCUCAAAAUUAACGAAUCGUUCGGGCUGUAGUAAACGCUGCCCCAAUUUAAUGUCAAUUUGCGGUAUUACUAGGUCUUUUUAGUGUUUAGCAUGAAAGCAGCUUCAGAACGACACACUCAGACAAGCAUGAAUAAUCAGAAAGAACAAUUUUCCCAUUCCUUACAGACUUACUGCCCACCAGCGUACUUCGACCGCCACAAGGAUGUUAUUUUCGCACCAAGGCCGCCCUCCUAAUACAAUUACUCAGGUCCUUAUGAAGUCGCAAUUUAGCGAUCGUCUUUCUGUCCCCUGGGUCUGCGAACUCCGGUGUUUGUCUGGCCGUGACUCAAUCGUUUCGUUUUGUACGGCAGUGGCCAAGAUAUUGGAACAACUACCGGCACGUUUUCAGGAUUUGCCGUCAUCGUUUGCCUUUAGGUCGCUGGUGAGGUCUAUUCCUUUGGGCCCGAAUCACGAAUUGCUGAGCUGAUAACAACCGCGAUAAUAUCUGAACAAAAUAAUUCUCUGGUCAAAGAAUCCCCUCUUCAUGUAAGCAAGGGUGUUUUCCUUUAUUUUUUUGAAGCGGUUCGUUCUUUAGCAACUGUCUCUCUGUCUACAGAAUUUUAAGCUCACUCUGUAAUAUUUUCAAUUUCCUCUAUUCCUCUUUCGGAUAGUUAUCAAGGUCCCCCAGAUUCCGUCUCAUGCUUUUGCGUAUAAGGGCCAUUAUCGAUAUUUAAUUAGCCUUCUCGAAUUUAAAGACAUCGCAGGUCCAUGUUACUGAUUCAGUGUCGUCCGUGACUGGACCCUCAACGCUCAUUGACAGUCGAAGUCCUAGAUGGUAGGAAGAAACACUGUCGGACCGAGUUUCCACCUCGGGUUUGUCUUUGCCACAACCGUCCAUUUUUUCAGUUGGUCACCAAAUUGGCAACGUCUAUUCGGACAGGACUUCAUAGAAGUUGCAUCACGGACACAUGCCGCUGUUUGUUUCCCACGGAUUCUGACCCAUUAAUAUUGUGUAGAAGUCCCAAGUGACAUGAAAUAGACAAGGUCCCUAUUGUCGACAGGGCCUUACUUCGUGGCAAGCAAUAUGCGUAAUGCGUUUGUGUGCUGUGGCCUUUUAAAAGUAUGCUUUACCAUCCAGCCGAAUGUUCGUUAGUAAUUGUGUGGGCCGUUUGGAUUUUCUGCAUUGACAGCGUCAAUCAUCAAAACUGAAUGUCUGAUUGAUAGUCGUACUAACUAACAUAGCUUAAUCAAAACUGGCUUUUAUAGUGCGUUGGAAACCACCAGAAUAGGACGUGUGCUCCAUUUGUCUCACCUUCUAAACCUAUUCAAUCCCUGAGUUUAUAUGGCACGCAGGGUGAUGGCUCAAAUGGGAUCUCGAAGCGUGACCGAGCGCCAUGUUGUUACGUGUUUUUGGCGGGCAGUUGAAAAUAAUUCUAAUCGCUUGUUGCGGUCAAGGAUGCAAGUUCAACUGUAACCGCACACAAUAAGUUCGUUUCGUCUAAUGUCAGAUGUCAGGGAGCUGUGAGGACAGGUUUAUUCUGUACGCAGGGCAGGUUGCCGCGACAGAGCUAAGCGUCCGUUCCCGGAAGGCGUCAGUUUCUGCGUUGGGCUUACGCGGGAGUGUUUGUUUACGAGAUGUCCAUGCCCGUGUUAGCAGGAGUGACUGGCUGAGUGUUGGUCAUGUGAUUGUACGGAUUAGGGGAGGAAUAGGGGUGGGGGAAGGUUCAUAAUCACAAGGGUUCACAGGUAUCAAGCCAAGCCGCCCGACGCGCAUGGGGUGAAGAAAGUUUGUAAGGACAGCCGGGAGUCACUGCAACUGGGCAGGAGGUGCCUCAGUUCUAGCCAUUGAGGGUGGCCGUGUGUCAACGGCCUGCCAUCGCGGCCAUCAACCGACAAAACGGAGCCGGAGGAGGUAGCACUGGAGCGGCUGCUACACCCUUAUCAGGACCCCGAUCCAAAGCGGCUUGUUUUUAGGUCAACCAAAACACAACUAUUAUGCUAGGACCUAGUAGAGCAAUGCAGUUAGUGUAGGACGUGAUUCUGUGGCGCUGCCUGUUUUCAGGAAGUUCCCGACUAUGCCUGUUCCUUGAUUUUUCAUGCACAGGGAACGGCUUGGUCUCAGACACUUAUCCAUCUUAUCACCGGCGGAGAGAACAAAAUAAUAGCCCCGUCAUCGUAAUCUCCGCUGGUCAGUCUUGCCUUUACAGUGCUAAUUUCCAUUCGCAUAUAGUUCGACCUUCGAAAGCGUUGAGGUCUACUGCUUUCCCGCAAGGCGGGCGCAACCGUGACAUCUAUUUGACUCCAUUUAUGAAACAGGCUUGCACUGCAUCUACCCCGCCCUGUCUUCCCGCAACCGCCAAUCACCGGUGGCGGAACAAAGUCAGGACGACCGGAGGCGGGCCGAGAAAACUAAAAAGCCCAUCGGCACGUGCUGCAUAUGACCUGGCCCAUCUGCGUGUAUCGGGCUUCAUUCGGACAGGAGUCUCGUGUCUCAUGUAGAUAAGAGUGGUACAUGUUAUUGUCUCUCGCAAUUGUAGUGCAGUCCGUUUGCAGGCAGGAAGUUCUCACUCAUCAGACCGCUACACACCGAGAUGUGACCAAUCAUUCACAGUGAGGAAUCGUUAUGGGAUCUUAUUUAUUUCGACCGUUACGUCUUCUAGAAAUUCUAUCCAAAGAGAAGGUAAACCGUAAGUACCCAUGUCUUGGGAUGAUGAUUGCUCGUCUCAUUAGUGGCAGUUUAGUCGUCUUUGUUCAUCUUAAGUCGAAAUUAGCUCUCUCCCAACUUCCGAGGUAGAUUUCCAAGUCCAUAACCCUGCCAGUGAAGCAAAUAUUGACAACGUAAACGCUAGUUGUCUUUAUACUGAGUGUGUACGAAAAUCCGACAUUAACGCUCCACUGUUUUGGUUUUUCAACACCUGAAAUGUAAAGGUUUGUCGGAAAAACGUGUUUGACAUUCGGGCUUCAAGUUUUAUUGGGUUUAUCAUGGUGCCUUAGUGCGAGACCAUUUAAGGUCUUACUUAAUCGAUUUUUCAACCCUUUUUUUUUCGGGUAAAUUAUCAUGCGUUGAGUGGGUCUGACCAUUCAGAUCGUGUCUUCUCGAAUACGUUUUCGUGCCAUUUUUCCUUCACAUGUCGUGUAAGCAUUUCUUAACUUUUCUCCCAGCAUUCAGUAUACCAUUUGUAGUAAGAAUUGAAAGGUAUUCGAGAGCAUUUCUACAAAGUUUGCAUAUUUUAUGUAGACUUCACAGUCUCGCCAGGAUGCCACAGACAAGCGCCGAGCCACUGUCAUCUGCAUUGACAAUCUUUGGCAAUGGGAUCCGUCUGCCGCUGUUUUGCCGUUCCUGCGACCCUCCAGCAUCGUAGAUCAGAUCCUUUGCAGUUUGCCUGACGUGAGCAUAGAUUGGAGUCCUUUGAGGUGCGUCAUUGCACCUUGACACCCGAUAUACUCUAUGCAAACACCAUCGCCACUGGAUAGCCGUCCAGGUGUAAUCUAACCAUCUUGUCUAACAUUAGUAUUGGCCUAAUCCUUUGGUUCCCCUUGUCUACCAGCUGUGUUCCCAUUGGUGUGAACAACGAUCUAGCCCCCUUUCGAAUGCCUCUCUCGGUUUUUCGUGAUCAAACUGACCACCGUCUACUGGAGGACUUGUUCUGCUGCACCAAACAGGCCGUAAGCGCUAGCAGUUUUUGUUGUUUGUACUGCUGUUGCAGAAAGAAGCUAGAUCGUUAUGCAUUUACGUCCUUAGACGCCUUGAGCAUCACGAAAACCGCUUGACCACCAUAAUCCUCACUAAACACCUUGUUUUAUCUUUUGCCAGGAAGAAAUAAAGUUGCUGCAAAAGUCUCUCUUGGAUGCCGUCUUCGCCUUAGAUGUUGCAACUCCUGAUUUGGACCCGCUAAUCAAACGUCCGAAUGCAGUAAUCGAGCAGUUCCAAUCGUUGGCUGCAGCUGUAUUCACGUGCGUCCCGUUUUUCACGCACUAACUCCGUUUCACAGGAAAUUUUGUCUUUGUAGUCUUACCCUUAUGUUUUAUCAUUGAGUAGAGGUGCCAGGUAAAGUGCACAUACAUUUUGACCAUAUACAUGUUUUGGCACAGAUGCUGACAUCGAUUGUUCCAGUCGUCUACCUUUUCUUCCAUCAGAUUCCCAUCAAUCACUAAAUUUCUUUAACUUUCAAGGCAGUGGAAACGGUACUUUUCAUGCAUACGGUAUCGUCGAUUAUUCAGUCGCGUUACUGACUUCAAAUAAUUUAUGGCAAUCGCCAAUGGUUAUAUGCUCUUGCCUGGGUGCGUGUGGAAUGCCCAGAGGUGUAGUCCUUUCAGUUGGUUGGCAGUCGUACUGAAUGCCCCAUUGCAUGUGGUGAUCAUUCUAAUCUGACCACACUCAGUUCUUUGAUGUAGACAAUGAAUCCACGAAGCUGUGUUGAGCGUAGCAGCCACACCUCAGUAAAAGAUUCGAUCGACAGCUUAUCCAUUUGAUGAUCAGUUGAAGUGUCCACCUACCUGGUAUAGUUCAGUUUAGUCAUUAGACAGAUGCCGGUUGUUAUGUUGCACGAAUAGAUGAGGACUUGUCUCAAGGUUAACCACAGCGCCCUACCUCACUGCCAGUCGUCUGGACCUGGUAUCACCACAGUAUCACGGCAAAAUUGGGAAGAGUGAGUUAAAUGUUGCUCGUCCAUCCGGUUCUAUCUAGUUCACACAGAAGGCGCCUCAUCGUCUUCGACAGAUGAACCGUCAUACUUCGUCUUAAUUAGCCAACAUUGGUAACCAAUGGGACGAUUAGUGAAUGCUGCUUUCUGCACUACAGAUCUUUUCUCAAUCAGACUAGUCCGCCUGGUUGGAGAUAUGUUUUUCAAACGUGCUUCCCUGCAUUCACGGAAAAUUCUCCGGGGCUUCAUAUUGUGCAUAUUAGAAUGCUAUCAUAAUAACAAUAAUAUAUUAUUAUAAGUGGGGAAGACCACCAUUGUCCGAGUGGGGGCGCGCUGGUGACUUGCGCUGGGGUCAUUUCGGUCUGACCGUCAGUCCAGGGUAGGACCAACAAAUCUGGUCAAUUGACAACCAAGCCAGCACUAUUGACACGUUUAGUUGUUUGUAGAACAUAGACUAGGUGCCUGAUCCGAGCUGGAUCGACCUCCAACACUUCCUUCGUCAUUAGCCUCUCCGCGUCAAGCCAGCUGAAGGAUGCGCGAAGCUUCUGUCCCAUGCCACGUCCAAACACUCGCACAUACUACUAGUUGACAACCUUCGGCACACGAUUGUUGUGUGAGUGGUGAAUGAUGUUCUGCUUGUUGUCUUCGUGUAUGCGAAUAUGACCUAAUGGACCCAUGCGAUUCUGGGAUGUGCGGGGACAGCUUGGAUAGGCAAGGCGGCGUUUGGCGGGGACACGUGGCCCUGGUUCUCCAGUCGUGUUGCAGUGAGUUUGCAGAUGUCCGACCAGGCCAGUGGUGUUAUUUGCAGGCAAGCAUUAUGCAUGGAGGCACUUGCGUGGGACAUUUGCAGCUUCAUCAGUGAUUUAGUAAUAGGUGGUACAGCGAUAUAAUUUAUAGGAGGAAGCAUCAUGCGGGAAACGGGGCUUCGCAGUUGCUACAUCGUACACUUGUCACGUCGGCUCUACAGAAAUCGCACUAGUAGGCACGUCAGCGUAGUCUGCUCGUCGUCGAAAGAGCUCGUUUGCUUAAGUGAUCACUUUUGACGGUAAUAGAAAGUACUGCAGGUUAUCCUGUCACCCUUGCAGUGACUUUGAAGGUGGCUGGCCAGGAUGAACCGGCGUAAGCGCAUGAGAUCAUAAUGCGGCGAAGUAAUUGAACCAUUUUCAACGAUGGUGGGAGUUUGUGGCGUUGGGUGAAUGUGUUAGCAGUUCAAUGGAGGCAACAGUAUCUAAGAAGGCUACUUCGACACAGAAAGUCGGAUCGGUUGUUUGUAGCGCUGGUCUGAGGUAUUCCUGCAUUUCGUGAUUGCCGCCUUAAUUUCGCUCCCUGUACUUGGCCGACUUCGAAUAUGGGUGCCCCCGUGUUUAUGACAAAUUUUCAUGCCUGUUGUUCCCGCAAAUAGAGUUCCCCAAGGCUUCUGGUCAGUUUUGAAGCAUUGGGUGCCGUAGUAUGCUGGCAUCCCUGUAUCGUCGUUCGUGUCCAUCUCGCCUAAGAAUAAUCCUAAGGACGUCAUCGUAGAAAGUUGCUUAGGCAGGUGUACAGCAGUCAUCUUCAAGACGUCACCGCUAUCUGUUGAAAGGUAGAAUAGAUGCUGAGCACUUCCAUUAUUUCAAAGACCUGAGUGUCAGGGAUCUGUUCUCGCCACAUAAUGUUAAAAAGGGUUCAGAGGCAGCUAAGGUAAAAUUGACUUGAUUUUCUUGUCAAUCUUUGUGCACAUUCCACAUUCCCCUUUCCCUUGAGGAAGAUGGGAUAACGGCUAAUUACAGCCUCGUUUUCGUGCCAAGGAGGAUACCACGACAGUUUCAAACAGAAUAUUGUAAUUUCUCAAAAAUCAGCCGGAAUAUAUGGAUUCAAGCUGCAUGUUUUCGUUACUUUUCAUAUCUCUCUGAGACGGCACCUGCCAUACGCGAAUUGAUCCGUGGUUGCGGGGCUAACGUGGUUGACAGCUACAAUGGGCGAUGUAUAUACCCGAAUUGGUGUUGAUUCAUUAAUGACUACCGUUGUCUCCAUGUUGGUGCUCAUCACGUAUUUCUUCCGUCCACAGGCAGAGGUCCGGACUCCGCUUCACGUCUAUCCCAGCUAUGUGUUUAGUGCUCAGUCGCGAGUAAAAGCACGUGAGGUCUAACUUUAAACACUUCAUUUUCGGACUGCAAAAGCCAAAUGUUAAAUAGUUUCCCGUCACCUUGGUAAUUGAUGUCGAUACGGGGCCGCUCAUCACUACAUUAGGGAGCUUGAGGCUGAAGAGUGCGAAAGCUGUGCGUGACGCCCGUCGUCGGUCUGUCUUUUAGUUGUCUACCCGUUUAAGUGAGCCCUUCUGCACGUCCAAAUGUUCCAGAGUACAUCUUGAUUCACGCUGUGGAGGGCCUUGAUGAGAUGGGCAAAAGUGGUGCAGAGGCUGAUAAUCAUUUCGUAUCACUUUUUCUGCAUUUGCUACAGAGCGAAGAUUAUUUCGGUUGUUCCGCUUCGUCCCUUGGCUCCGCACUGUCUGAGAAAGGGCCCACUGACUCGGACAAAAACUGCGACAAUUGGCAGGCACGCAGGCAUCGAUUUUGCCGGUAGCGUCGGUAAGGGAGAUGCUGCGGUGGUUAUUGCCCCACCUGCUGGUUGCAUUUUCAUUUGUAGAGGUGUAAGCUGAUGGCGUCCCUGUUGGAUGUAUUUAAACGUUGCCAUAAGGCAUUGUACGUCACUGGGCGGAGUAAAUGCGUCGUCGACUAUCGCAACAAACAUCGCUCUCGUUGAUCGGAUGUUCGUUUGGUGUACAACUGUCGUUCAAAGAUCAACCGACAUUCAUGUUUAUCACUAAAAAAAAGCAAGUGGGUUGUGCUCUUUAUUGUCUUAUCGCUUACCAGCGCACAUGUUGGUUGAUAAGUUUUAACUCAUCCACAUUAUCUGUUUUCAGACCUGCAUGCAGAUUGCAGAAAUGGAAUUAUUUCUCGGUUAUCGAAUUAGCGUUGGCCGCCGCAGAAGUUCUCCAAUCAGCGCGCAACGCUGAUGCCACACGCGAACUUGCCGGCUCCCUUGCUGAUCCAGGCAAGGGAGCGGUGAGUGUUGAUCAUCUUCUCCGAAAGUAUGAAAAUGCGUUAGCAUUGGCACACCUUGAUGACGCCGCUGUAGACCUGACGGGCGAUAGCCUGAAACGGUGUCGGCCUAUCCUUCUGAAUGCCAUUCAGGAUGCCCAGUAAGUAGACAAUGGUAUGCCAUCUUACUCGACUAUGUAAAUGCUUGUCCUACGACAGCCUUGUACCAUUGUUAAAUUUCUGACGUCUCACGUUCUGUUGAGGAACCCUGCUAAGUAUUACAAUGUCACGCUGUUCACGCGUUUGCUCGUUUUGACAUUUUUCGGUUGGUCUGUUGUAAUAGUACUACCGGGAAAGCCUCCUGGUCGUGGCCUAGUGCAUGAAGCAAGAAUUUAACUCACUGGGGUUUCCCUCAGCGUCAUCGGCCUCUAAGUUGGAUGCACUACUUACGCCAAAUCAUUGCGAAGUAGUUUAUCUCUCGAUUAUCCAACGCCGUAAGUCAUGUUUUCCUAUAAAGGUUAGAACAAACGUCGUAAUCCUGGCCAUGGCAGUCCUAGUGAGAACUGUUUUCACGCCGUUUUAUACUACAUGGGAAUAAUGCUCACGGAUUCGUCGUAAGUGGUUUGUUUUGCUUCUUAACCUUGACUCACAGUCGGUCUCAUGCUGAUAAACCACCAACACUUGAGAGCAAUGUGCGUUCGAGCCUUUGCCCUCGUCGGUAGACCUCCGACGCCAACCUUUUCCGUUGUAUUAAUAGUACAGGUACUCCUUUGUCCCCUCUCUGGUUUGUGUGAAUCCACUUGGGUGAAAUGAUGUUUCUUGGCCACUAAGUAUACUCCAGUUUAUCGCCUUUUAUCUUCCUUUCCUGUUUGCCUCCUAAGCCGUGAUUUCUUCUCAAGUCGCCUUUUUCUUUUGAACAAAACUUAGUCAGCUUGCCCACAUUGAUGACGCCUUCUUUCUGAUUUUCCGCCUAAUUGGCCUCCUUCCUUGCAUCGGCUGUGACCCCCGAGCCAAACACAACUCGACCCUUAUCGAGGCAAUAGAUGUAAGCAUGCUUUUCCAUCCUGUGCGUUAUUAUCUUUUUCACCCUCAACGUUUGCAAGGUGUUUGGGAUUGGACCUCACCAUUCAACCUGUCAUUUAGACCUAUUAAUUUGGAUUUUGUUAUCAUCGUUAUAUUCUCGAAAGCACCCAGUUCACGGAAAUGUUGCCCACACAGUAUUUCUUUACAAAUCGAACCGAGAGUCUUGAAUUCCUUGCAUUUAUUUAGGUUUUCUGUCAGGGUUCUAGUUGAUAAGUUGACUGUUACACGUUUUCGGAUAAUCAUCUGGUUUUCACAUUCCUCAUCUUCAGCGGGAACGGAGGGAGGAGGGGGGUGGUUUCAGGACUUAAACAGGGCGCACACAAGGGGGAAGCGGUCAUCGGUUUAAUGGCUGCCGUCAGACUCUGGCACGUUUCAUUAUCUGCUCAUCACAGGGGUUUUUUGCCCUACUUCGGCUCUGAAAACCUAUCUUGGCAGUCGGGCCAUCGUAUGCACUCAGACUUAUGCCGGAAUUCACUGAUGCGAUUGGAUUCUAUGAAUAUGCGAUUUUACUCUUUAGCCGCUUGAUAAAGUACAUUUGGUUGCAAAACUCGUUAACUAUCUGAAAAUCCCUUAACAAUCUGGAAUAAUUCAAAAACCGAUCCCGAUACAUCAAGAAAAGGGUACAAUUAGAAAUAACUACCCGUCAGCGAGGAGAAAACAGGACGGUAGGGAAAGUAAUGUUUAGUUUACUGGAAAUAAAGGUUUCAGGGACAUGAGAAAUCUUUACUGCACAGUUUUCUGUCUACACUAUUUUUAACAGCGGAAGAUGCCAAAAAUGAAUUACAGACUGAAAAGAAUCCGUUUUCCCAACACAUAUACUUCUGUUGCUGAUUAUCAUUUUUUCCGCGCACCACAUGAAAAAAGCUCCGUUUUCUUUGGGGUAAUUUUUCCCUAUCCCUGCAUUAAUACACGCCCUGCUGUAUUAUCCGGCGAAUUGGACGUUAUGUUCCUUGAGCAGAUUAUUAUAGUUCUCAAACGGCUUCUGUGACGUCCAUUUGUUUUUAUAAAUUGCGUGUAAGCGGGAAAUAAAACGUCCAUAAGCAAUCUUCAAACACGGCUUGGGACCAUUUGUGCAGAUGCCUUUCACGCUGCGCACUUAGAAUAUUCGUUUAUGAUUGAGAAUCACAGCGUAGCAAAACAAAGGCCAUUCUGUUGUAAUUGCUAAGUUAUUUUCGGGCUAAAAUCGAAUAGAUUUACAGUUAAGGGUUUUUUUAAGCGGUAAAUUCUUCCGCAUGGCAUUAACCUCUUACCUCGCCUGAUUUACGCUGACAGAAUAGGUAUUUUUAAGCAGAUGAUGAUCGCUUGCGUACACUUCGCGCUUUUAGAUUUAUGCUAACUCAUAUACAGACGCAGGUACGGUAUAUGAUGGGUAUUAGCCUAGGAAAUCGCCUGGGUACGAGUAAACGUUUUCGCCUAAAAUGCCCUGCUUUUCGUCAGUUAAGUAACUCAAGACCACAUUCUGCAUGCAAAGAAAAUGUACUCAUCGCACUAUACUAUUAUGUAAAGGUUUCUACCCCUGAUUUGACCCACACCGACCAUCAAAAUUACGGCCAUCAUAUUUCUGUUUAGCCACCUACCUACUCCGUGAGGAUACUUUUUGGUUAAGACUACUCCAGUAUAGGUGGUUGCUCGGGUUGCUUCUACGCUUUAGUGGACGAAGUAGCCGCCUGUAUGAUGCUUUGAGAGAUUAUUUUAGCGCGUUAUUCUAAAGGCGAUUUACUUUUGAGGCCAUUUUUUAUGUAUUUUGAAAGUGCACUUUAACUACUUGUGGAGCCUACUAUUUAUUAUUUCGGUUUUAGCGGAUAAUCACAAUCGGUGUUUCUAACCGAAAUCCGGACGCUAUCAGUCAUGGGGUAAAAGGUAAGUGGCAGUCAGUGGCGAAGGCUGGUUUCCUGUUUCUGCUUUUUCUCCUACUGCUGGGAUGCCAGUUCUUCUGUCGUUAUUCCACGCGACGUUACUGCCCUCUCGGGCUUCCUGCUUUGUUUUUGUGGCUUCUAGUUAGGCAUAAGUAGUAGUUUUGAAUUCUAAGCCAUUAAUGUCUCGCGGAUCUCCCCUCUGUGGCUUGAUUGAGUCUACGUUCGCCUACCUUUUUCAAACCACAUAUAUCUCUCUCUCUCCAUUCAGAACGCUUUUAAUAGACUGAACCUCCCACUGGCGCGCGCCGGAACCUUUCACUUCUUCGUAAUUCAAGGGCAUUCUCCCGUGGCAGCUUCUAGCAUAACAAUUGUUCGAAUGCUCCUGUAGAUUUCCCAUUACGUCGGAUUCGUUGCCUUUCGACUUUCUUACCCCAGUCUACUCUGGCAUUUCUAUUUCCAUCAUUUCUCUCCCGUUAUAAUAUGAAGGGGCCUAUCGUCGCGUUUACUGUUGGAGUGCGUUGAAACACCACCGUUCACUGAUUAGACUUCAGGUUUCUUUUUAAUAAUGACAUCUAAACUACGAUGGGGAUUAUGCGGAUUUGUUGUUGCUCUGCACAGUUUCGAUUCCGAUUUUGCUGUGUUAUCAGCUAUUUCGAAGGGUUAACAGUGUUCGGUAUUUCUAGGCGGUCUUCUUUUGGAUCGGGCCUUGCCUCGUUCAACCGGAACAUCCUUUUUGUCCGCCCUUCACCGUCGACACCUUCUUCCAGCCUUUAGGUAAGACUACAGAGCAUAUCACCGACGCUCGAUUUCUAGCUUGUCCGUUGUAUGCGUGCCUUGCCUUAUCCCCCUCUACUUUUCGUCCAGAGACAAUGUAAAAAACGUCGGGUUCCCACAGGUAAUCUCUCCCGUCGUUCAGAUGUUCUCGGACUUUGUGGCCGCUCGUCUUGAUCCCACUUCAGCAAGUGCCGCCCUUCAAUCUCUGCACCACUGGCCACUCCCGACACCUGGGACGACCUUCCUCUCGGGAAUGGGGUUUGUCAUUUUUUAGUUGCACCCCACCACCAUUAUAUACUACCACUGGUCCGUUAAACUUACCGAUGACGAGCAACCAUGGAGGCCUUGUUUGAUACCGCCCAUGACGAACUCAGCACGGACGCAUCAGCAGAACUAGCCAAAAGUAUGAUGCUAGUUUUUGUACCCACUCGUACCAGUAUUCUACCCACGGCAGGCUGACACGUGUUUUUUCCACUCAAUCAUCGUCUACGAUUGGCUAAUUGUACUAAUGUGUCCUUGUUGUACUCUCUUGAUGCGCUGAUCAAGUGAACAGUGUCGUAGCGUGGCCGCAUGUCUUGUGCUGACUUGUUAGUGGGUAGAAUAGCAUUACCGACAGAAACAAGGGAGACUGUAAUGGCCAUUUCCAGCUUGUUAGCCGUCAUCAGCCGGCCAUAUCCACUCCGAGGUGUGUAAUCCCGAGAAUCGAACUCGCCACCUGUUGGUUCGAAGCCCUACGCCCUAACAAUUGAGCCAUGGACUCGUCCUAUCGGUUGCGAUUAGGUAUAUUAGCAAUGGUAGAGGGCUCGCACCGAUCGCGUUACGGAACCCACACAGCCAUUCGUCUCCGUUGUCUUUGUCGGUAAUGUUAUUCUGCCUAUAUUACGCGCCGUUGUGCGGCCGCUGGCGGGCCUCGAGAGAGAGCCCCAAGGUACAACUGGGCGAGUGAGUUCCGUAACGCGAUGCGUGCGCACCCCUCUUCCACAGUUAUUAAUGGAUAUCUCCACGACGACUACUACUACUACUAUUACUACCACAACCACUACUUCCUCAACAGCGCAUCCUCAAGUCUGCUGGGCAUCUAGUAGCUUGCAAUGUGAUAGAGUGUCAGCGAUUUGUUGGCCCCGUUUCUUACUCGCACGACACCCGGAAAUGCUGAUAAUAAACGGCUGCUGGUUGGAUUCGAAAGAGCACCCCUAAGGCAUAACGGAACGAGUGAGUUCCGAAUGAACGAUCGGUGAGCGCCCCUUUAUCAUUCUAUAUUCCCGAUCACAACUGAUAAGACAACGGGCCCAUGGCCCAGUGGUUAGAGGCGUUGGACUUCUAACUAACAGGCCGCGGGUUCGAGCCUCGGGUGUCCUGGACUUCGGGUUUAGGUAUGACUGACUGACGGCGUCUAAUAGGCCAGAAAUGGCCAUUCCAGUCCCCCUUGUCUUUGUCGGUAACACCAUUCUGACAAUUUGAUUUAUAGUUGGGGGCACGCCGGUGUUUAAAUGUUCGCAUAUAGCAUCACGACUCAUUAUGGCGUCUGGAGGAGCCGACGCGCGCCGCUGCGCUGGUGCGGCCCUCGGUAUUGAUCUCAAUUUCACCGCGAAAACCCACUGAGAGGAAAUUCUUGCGGUCUUCGUUCGACCAUCCGGCAUAUCUACGUCAGUUCGGGAUUCCGUAGCUGAAUUCAUGGUAGUAUAUCGAUACUCUGUGUCAAAACCAGUGACGCCUGAGUACGAUAAUGCUCUCGUCCACAAUCGUCAACCUCUAAUCGCGCCCAUAAUGACUCGCGUCAACGUCCUGAUGUCAUAAAAUUACGAUCACCUAUUACAGUACGGCCUUUCGGCCCAAAAUUUCUAUACCAUAUUGUCUUGAUCCUCGUAAGAACCCUGUGAUUGUCUGAGAAUACAAUUUACUCGAUGUUUUACAAUGAUACUCUCGGCCAACUGCCGAAAAUGAGGGACAAACCAGUUAAAUAGGGCUGAUAGGGCUGCAAGAACUGUCGGACCGAAUUAAGGCGAUAGCAUAAGCACUUUGAAUAUCUUCUGAGUUUCUGCAGCAAACCCAUAGCCCGCUUUUUCAUCCUUCGGCGGCCCGCAAUGCUGUGUGGCCCCCCAUCCCUGUGCAAAAAGUGGACUACAUCCACGUUGAAGUCUACACAUUUUUACGUCAACGCUAGCCUCCUAACUAUAUGUGGUAGUCAUGCAGACAUGAGAAAAUGAGAUCUUUUCCGAUAACUGGUGCUCUGUUGUCUUUGUGUCCGUUAUCAAAGAGAUAAAGACUAAGUGCCAGAACUACCGCGGCGCAAACCUCAUCGACGUUGCUGCAAGGAUCGCCACUGUUGUCAUUCUUGGGCGCUUUCAGAGUGUGCGUGACUCUAGGACCAGAUCUAACCAAGCCAAGUUCCGAGCUGCUGCGUGAAUGCGCCGACCUGCGGCGCAUUGAAUUCCGUCAGCAACUGACGGCCGUCUGCUAUGUUUGGUGACUUCACCGCAGCGCUUCAUUCCGUCAAUAUGGCUAAUGGAACUGUGCGGUAUGCUGGCAAAAAUAAUUAUUAUCAGGGUGUAAUAUCACCAUCCCCACUACGUGAAUUCGAUCCUGCCUCCGAUUAUUUUUAACAACGCCCUUGUCUGGAUUCUCGAAAGAACCCCACACGGUUUUGAUGGUAUUGAGUUUGCACCCUGGAGUUGGCUGACUGAUCUCGACAGUGCUCUGACUGUCAGCUAGAAUGAGCCUCGGGUGAUCGAGGUUACCAAAUCAGUCGUUUUUCCUAUCGGCGCUGUGGAAACCCAAGUAUUCUUGAACUGCUUCCCUGACCAGUAAAAGGCAUCCUUGGGCAUUAAGGUCUGCAUGCUUGAAGAAGUUGACAGUUUCCAGUAGUUUGCGGCCAAGUUACGCCCAAGCGGACAGUAAAUACGACAACGUACUCAAAUUGACGUUUCAUGUAGGGCUUUGCGAUACCUCUAAGCUAUCAAACUACACUGAUUUGUGUGUACCGCGCAUCUGUGCGGCCAGUAUUCCCGUGCACCUGUGAAUGCUGGGCCGUGCGCUUAGCAGACGAGGUUGUCGACCACCGUUUCCUUUGAACCAUCAUUCGGAUAAGAGACACGGACUUCGUCUCAACCUACGCUGUCCGCACUUUUUUUAACAAUGUUUAGAGAGUGUAUUUGCUUAUUCAAGGCACAUGACCAUGCCAUUCAAUAGCUGUUUUGGCAGAUUUAAAAAAAUUAAUUUGACCCAGUUAUGAAGAAGCCGAUGGCCUUAUGGGGAUCCGAAUCCACGGCAGCAUUUGCUGUACUCAAGCCUCGCUCUUGCUGUUUUGAGUUCGAAUCCCACCGAGGCUGGCAAGUUUUCCACUAGUGAGUUAAAUGAAUUACAUGUUAUCCGUCAUCCGUCCCAUGAGUUUUGUACUGUGACUUAGUCUGACACCGCUACUUAAGUUUUGAUGGCGAAGAGGGGUUCUGCUGAAAACCUGGCCAAACGCGGCUCAGCCAGACAUGUAUGUGACUCUUAUACCACAGAUAUUCGGUCCUUGUUCCUGGGCAGGAGAAUUGUUUGAGCCCAUCAGAUCCGUCACCGCUUACAGUUGCUCACGUAGAAAUGUUGGCGACGUUGCUGAGGCUGACUAGGCCAGUUAUUAUAAGAGUCUUAUGAGGCACAGGGAUGUGGGUUUUGGGAUCAGUGCUUUACAGUUUCACAGCGUAUUUAACGCCCACCGCCCGUCUUGCUAUUUGACCAGCCGUGGGCACCAGACCCCAGGCAGUCUCGACGGCCCUUCCACUUCACAUGCUGUAUUGAUCGCAUGUUUUAUUCCUUUUUAGAAAGUGGAUAGGCAUGGGCAGCCGGUCGAAAAUUCCACCUUUUUCCACCGACUUGGUGGUGCUUGUUGUCGGAGGAACCAUCACUUGGUCACUGGCUCGAGAGAUUGUUUUUGCUGCAGCAAAAGGAAGCUCGGAUCACAAGGCACCACUGGAGGUACGCGCGAUAUUUUCCUAGCUUAAGUAAGGUGGUCCACUUUCGCCUUUUGUACUCCUUUUUUCCGCUUCAUUGCUUGAUCUUUUCUGCAAUUUACUGACUGGGACACCCAUCCUUCUUUUUACCACAUAUCUGGGCUUGGCACGUUUUUAAGUCCUCUGCGCACGCAUGACUCACUGCCGAAAGUUUCGCUCGCCUACGGUUAACCAUGCCCUCCACUGUGGUUUUGGUUUUAGUUUACUAUCUGCUUUCAAAAAACAUGAAAAUUCAUCAUCGUACACUUCCAAAAACCUGCUGAAAGCCUUGCGUAACAGGUGCCAGUGUCUUUUUAACCGGCUUACGAAAUAGGUCUUCAUUUAUUUGACCUCAUUUUCAUUAUUCGUGAGCUUUUUCAUAGAUUCAGCUUUUUGUCGUCGUCACCGUUUAUGAUAUAGCCAAGUAUCUUUCUUUAAAACACGUUUCGUAGGUCGGUGGAACCGGAUGUUUUCGCCUCUUCUUUCCGUCUUUUCUGUUCCUUUCUCAAAACAAUUUCCACAUGUUCAGGGUAUUUUCAUUGCCACUCGAUUCGCUAACUUUUGAUUUUAUUCUUGUUUCACAGGUCUUAAUAAUCUGUGACUCCUUCUUGACCGGAAAAGAGGCGAUUACUGAGGUCCUGGAAGUGCUAUCCGUGCCGAAUGACUCCUGA